GCUCAUCUUUUUUGAAAAUACAUACACAUUGUAGGGCUCAGAUUGAUUUCCACAUGAAACAAUGGUCAUGAUUGGGUUCUACUAAAGUGCUCAACGGCUCAGAUUGAACAAGCUACAAACCCAUGGUUAGGAUCAUUUUAGGCCUCUCACCAUUUGCCCGCUCAAAAACGUCAUUCAGUGGAGUACUAAAGUAAUAAGUGGAUUAGCCUCCUCUCUCAUACACAAUACGCAAACCCAAAAUUGCAAAACCCAUUCUGUCAUCAGUGGCUUUAUUUGCUCAAGACAAGAAACCCAUUUUGCCAUUCAAAAUUCUUUACCCAAUGUUGAAACGGAAAACCCCAAAAUGGCAGAACCCUUUUGCUUGAUCUUUACUGCUCUGCUCUCCUAUCACUCUCCUCAGCUAUCAUUUUCUACAGGUUGAACUCCUCCAAAAAAAUAAUGUCGGGGUUGUGAUACGCGAUGAGCGAGAACUCAACACCAUUCGUAUUCGUGAAGAAAAACAAAGGGCUCAAGCAAUAGCUGCGGAAAAACUAUAGGCAAACCGUAUGGGAAAAGGAAAACAAAAGGCUACAUGUGCGGACAAGCGGAAAGAUAAUGCCCUGGUAGAACUUCGUCAACAUAGAAAUGGUGGAGUUGUGAUCCGCGAUGAGUUGGAACUUCGUAAUCGUCAAGAGGAACGAAAUGCUGAAGCAAAAGUUGCAGAAAAACGAAAGGCAAACUCUAUCGGCAAGGGGAAACAAAAGUCUACAUGUUCGAACAACGGAAAAGAAAAUGCCUCGGUUGAUCUUCAUCAUCAUAGAAAUGGAGUUGUAAUCCACAAUGAGCUAGAGAUUCAUAUUCGUCAGGAGAAAAGAAGGGCAGAUGUAAUAGCUGUGCAAAAACUGAAGGGAACCUCUAUGGGUAAGGGAAAACAGAUUGGAACAUAUGCAAACAGGGGCGAACAAAACUCCACGGCACUCAAUGAUAAUUUUAUAUCGAGAGCAACAUUAGCCCAACGUGCGGGACGAGAUCGAGAAAAUAGAUUACAACAAUGCACUGCGAUUUCCCUUGGACAAUGCUUACAAGUAGACCCUCCACAAAAGCGACAAUGCCUGCAAUCUCUACAACAGAAUGCACUACAUGCAAAUUCCACGGCACUCAAUGAUAAUGUUAUAUCUAAAGCAACAUUAGCCCAACGUGUGCGACGAGAUCGAGAAAAGAGAUUAAAACAAUGCAUUGCGAUUCCCCUUGGACAACGCUUACGAGUAGACCCUCCACAAAAGCGACAAUGUCUUCAAUCUGUACAACAGAUAGCCUCUUUUACCACAGCCAGUCGUCGACAUCCUACUUGCUCGGAACAAGGAACAGUUUCUACCAAUGGGACCGAGCCUGCACAAAAGCGUCAAAGGGUUACGCACAUUGUUUCUACCAAUUUGGCUAACAUAGUGACUGAGCCGGCAUCCUACUUACCUGAAACAAGGAACAAUUCCACAUGUAUGAUGUCCUUGCCAAGUACAUCGUCCGCUCCACAAAGAAACUGGUCAACUCCUACAAGCCAAAUCUUCCAAGAGGAUCUUUCUUAUGGUGUUAACAUUGAAAAUAUCCCUACGAGUUCAAGAGUUCAUAGUCUUGCACAUAUAAAUUUAGGCAGGCAUUAUCUUGGCAAGAUGGACAUUCUAUGUUCUCAUUGUCAAGCCUUACAUUGGAUGGACGAAAAGUUGGCACGAUCUUCUAAAAAGAAUCCCUUAUUUGGAACUUGCUGUCUGCAAGGAACAAUAAAGCUACAUUUGCUUUCUACACCCCCUCCGCCUCUUAAAGCAUUGUAUGAUGGUGAUGAUGUUAGAUCCAAAUCGUUUCGAAGUAAUACUCGAGAUUACAACGCAGCCAAUGCUUUUACUAGCCUUGGCACUACAUUGGAUCCAAGAGUACUUAGUGGGAGGGGUCCUACUCCAUUCACUAUCCAUGGAGAAUUACGACAUCGAACAGGAUCACUACUACCGCAAGCAGGUCAGAUUGGAUCAUAUGCUCAAUUGUAUAUUUAUGAACCUAAUUUUGCUUUAGACAUUCGUAGUCGGAGAAAUCCUCAAUUAAGGAGGGAUGUCCUUGAAACAAUACAAGGCAGUUUGUUAGAGGUUAAUGCCUUUGUAGGUAAAUUUCGCCAAGCUUAUGCGGUUUUGAAUCAAUUAGCUGAAACAGGACAGAAUUUAUCGGCCCAUCUUCACUACAGUUCUUUUACGGAUCGACGACGAUACAAUUUACCGACAACAGAUGAGAUUGCGGUUGUAGUACCAGGGGAUGGAACUAAGGCCAGUGGAAUGAGAGAUAUCAUCUUACAUUUGAGAGGAGAUAAUGGGUUAAUGCGAAUUAAUGAAUGCCACCCAGCAUACUUGCCACUACAUUAUGUUUUACUGUUCCUAUAUGGAGAGUUUGGAUGGGAACCUGAGAUGAAAAAGUGGGAUACUCGGACUAAUCAACUAUCUUCUGAUCGACUUACUCAGCUGCAAUUUUAUAGUUAUCGAUUGUUUGAGCGUCCGAAAGAGUAUUCAACAAUUUUGAGGUCAGGUAAACUCUUCCAGGAGUUUCUGGUGGAUGCUUGGGCUGCAACUGAGCAAAAUCGAUUGACAUACUAUAAGCUCAAUCAAGACAAAUUUUGUACUGCACUCUACCAAGAUUUUACUGGUUUCCAUCCAGAUGAGCUAAACCCUAACCAAAUUGGUAAAAGGUUUAUUUUGCCAUCUUCUUUUGUUGGUGGUCCAAGACACAUGUUUGAGAUCUUUUAGGAUUCAAUGGCUAUCACACGAUACAAUCAGCACCCUGAUAUUUUUCUCACCAUGACUGCAAAUCCCAA
Molecule: messenger RNA, 2827 nt
Organism: Rhododendron vialii
Lineage: Eukaryota; Viridiplantae; Streptophyta; Magnoliopsida; Ericales; Ericaceae
Exons: 10
Coding region: 546-2759 (737 amino acids)
Source: RefSeq, a predicted model, not a curated record